GGCGACUUCGCGUGUCACGGCCCGCGAUGUCUCCCAAACAGAGAAAAAAAAGCUCCCCGCGAGAAAAAGCAAACCUCCUCGGACUCAUCUACUCUAACAUCUCCCACCAUACAAACCACCAAUUACCGCGAAAUCCACCUCAAUGAGGUGGAAGCUCUACGUUCAAUCUAUAGCGAGGACUUUGAAGAUGUGGAAAACCGUCGGUCGGCAUGGCAUCAAUCCUCCGACGUGACCUUCAAGCUUCGUCUUCGCGCCUCUUCAAAUCGUGAUGUCUGUCUCCUAAUCCUUGUUGAGUUGCCGGCCACGUACCCAAAAACAAUCCCAAAUAUCUUUCUCAAAAACCUUACCGAUUUUCGUGAGGGUGCCCGGGCCCGCAUUCAAGAAAUCGUGCGCUCAAAACCACCCACCUUACUGGGCAGUGAAAUGAUUUAUGAGCUUUGCGUGUCAAUCCAAGAUGUUCUCGAGGAUGUCGCCCAAGCCCUUGCGCAGAACAAAGACCUUCCAAGUCUCGAAGAAGAGCGCAAGGAACAGAAAGCAGCAGCCAUUCAGCGCGCAGAGCUUGAAAAGCAAGAAGAGAUGCGCAAGAGAGAAGCUGAAACGGCUGCAGAGGAGCGUGAUCUGCAAGAAAAGCUGCAGGACACCAUGCGACAGCGAACCAAAGCCCGACGACGCAAGAGCCGCACCGAUGGGAUGGAUUUGCAGAGCGUGGAUGACCUGGUAGAUAACACCCCAGGUGCCAUCUCCUUUGACCCACCGCUGGCAGUCAAUGACACCGAUGAGAAACCAAUGGUGUUCCCUGCUGUGCAUGGAAAAACGCUUCUGCGGUCUCACCAGAAUAAGAAGACGUUCACUGUGAGACCUGUUGUGCCUGAAGGGCGGUGUCACGUUCCAUUGUUGGUGCUAAAGGAGAUUUUCCUGAAUGAGAAAUCAUCAGAUGCCCUAGCAUUCCGUGAAAAGAUGCGCACCACUGAGGAUAAGCUUGAGAGCCUGAAACGACUUCGCCAUCCCAAUUUGAUUGAUUUUGUAGGAUUCAAAAUCAUUCGCCCUAUCGCAGAUCUCAACUUGAAUGAAAAUUCAUGGACUGUGUUGACUCUUUUCGAGUUCGCCAACAAGGGUUCUCUACUAGAGCUUCUAGAUAUGGUUGGUACCGUUGCGGUUGAGACACUUCGCGGUUGGAUGAUACAAAUUCUUGAAGCAUUGGAGUUUUAUCACCGCAAUGGGUUCGUCCAUGGAAAUAUUCACUGCGGGCAAAUUAUGAUAUGCAGACGCGUGUCUGAAAGCACUAUUGUCAAGCUCCAAUCUAGCAUUGAAGACGCUCUCCCCGACUCCCCAGGUGCAAAGCGUUCUUUGACCUCGUCCAAGUCGCCUUUAUGGAUGCCUCCUGAGCUAACCCAGGAAGGUACGCACCCAACUAUGAAGACGGACGUCUGGGAUCUGGGUAUUGUGCUACUACAAAUGGCAUUUGGAAAGGAUGUCUUGCUGAGGUACACUUCGGCUAAUCAGCUCAUGGUUUCCCUUGGUGUCUCUCCACCACUGCAAGAUCUACUUCGGGAGUUCUUUCGACCUGAUCCUAAGAAGCGCCCAACAGCCUUCCAACUCCAACCAUCAGAAUUCUUCCGCGUGGAUGCACCCUUAACCAUGCGUACCCGAGCGUCCAACUCUGUCUCAAUGCAAAGGAGACCCCGAUUGGAAUCCUUUGGCACCUUGCCGAUAUUCUCUCGCUAUCACAAUGAUUUUGAUGAAGCAGGCCAUCUGGGCAGAGGUGGAUUCGGUCAAGUUGUCAAAGCCAGAAACAAAUUAGAUGGUCGAUUCUACGCUGUCAAGAAAAUCUGUCAAUCAUCAGCUGCAGCGUUGAAGGAUACCUUAUCCGAGAUCAUGCUUCUUUCUCGCCUGAAUCACCCAUAUGUUGUCCGCUACUAUACGGCGUGGCUGGAGGAGGAUUUCAGUCAGAUUGAAGAAGACGCCAUCUCGUCUACUGACGGUGACCCCUUCAGUCAGGAACACCAGGGGUUCAGCACUGGAGGUCUUGAUUUCAUCAGUUCUAGCGGAUACCCUAAGAUUGAAUUCGCCGCAUCGGAUAGCGACGAGGAGAACGAGGGCACCAUAUCUGAUAACCGUCAUCAGGAUUCGCCUGGAUUUUUCGGAUCAGAAGACAGGGAUGAUAGUCUCGAAUUCAGCCCAUCGAGAUCAGGCUCAUACAGUCGCCCCAUGUCGACCACUCUGUACAUCCAAAUGGAGUAUUGUGAGAAGCAUACUCUGCGGGAUUUGAUCAAGAAUGGUCUUUUCGACGAUGUCGAUCGAUCUUGGCGUCUCUUCCGACAGGUUCUCGACGGACUAAGCCAUAUUCAUAGUCACGGUAUUAUCCAUCGGGACUUGAAACCGGAUAAUAUUUUCAUUGACGUCGCCAACAACCCCCGCAUUGGUGAUUUCGGCUUGGCUACCAGUGGACAGUUCAUGACAGCAGUACGCUCAUCUGCAGCCAAUGAUUUCGAGGGUAACUUCACACGUAGUCUGGGAACCACCUACUACGUUGCACCUGAAAUGAAGUCAGGAUUCUCGGGUCAUUACAACGAGAAAGUUGAUAUGUUUUCCCUCGGCGUCAUAUUCUUUGAGAUGUGCCACCCACUCCCAACUGGCAUGGAACGCGACCAAACACUGCGAGCGAUCAGAGAACCGGUUCAUGAACUCCCGGCUACUUUCCAGCAAUCAGAAAAGGUUGUUCAAGGUCAAAUAAUUGAGGCCCUUCUCAGCCAAUCGCCUAGUGAACGGCCUACAGCAGCCGAGCUUCUUUCCAGUGGCCGCAUCCCUCUCCAAGUAGAAGAGGAGACAUUCCGACGAGCCAUUGUGCAUCUGCUAUCCGAUCCCAACUCUCCUGACUACAAGAAGAUUCUUUCUGCAAUCUUCUCCCAGUCGCCGAAGAAAUUCGAGGACAUAGCGUGGGAUAUGGAUUCCCGUGGUUCGCCCGCAGCGAACGAGCUUCUUUUGCAAGGUCUCGUUAAGAAGAAGCUCACGUCUAUUUUCCGACGACAUGGGGCUGUGGAAUCAGAAAGACAGAUGCUAAUCCCACGUUCUCAUCACUAUGCCAACGGAUCUGUACGCUUAUUAGACGUCUCGGGUAACCUCCUGCAACUACCCUUCGAUCUCACAGUGCCAAACGCCCGGGCAAUUCCACGACAGGAUCCUUCGCUGGAGAAAACUUUUGCGUUCGGUACCGUCUACAGAGAUUCUUCUCAUGGUGGUGAGCCCCGGACUCAUAGUGAAGUUGACUUCGACAUCGUCUCCUACAACACUUUGGAUCUAGCCCUUAAGGAAGCAGAAGUGAUCAAAGUACUGGAUGAAAUCAUUGAAGAAUUUCCGCCUCUGCGAUCUACCUCGAUGUGUUUCCUGGUCAACCACUCUGACCUUCUGCAGCUUAUCAUGGAAUUCUGUCGCAUUACUCCUUCCCAGAUUCCCCUCGUGAAGGAGGUCGUCAGCAAGCUGAAUGUUGGGAAAUUCACGAUGCAAAAGAUUCGAAGUGAGCUUCGAUCUCCUGCAAUUGGUGUCGCCUCAACAUCGUUGGAUGAUCUCGCUCGUUUCGAUUUCAGAGACACUCCGAAAGAAACGCAGCGCAGAUUGCAAACCAUCAUGGAAGGCACAGAGUAUGCUGAGCGAGUGCCCGCCAUUAUGGCCCGUCUGAACGUACUCAUGACCUAUCUCCAAUGCUUCGGAGUCAAACGCAAGGUUUACAUCAACCCACUAAGCAGUUUGCAUGACAAGUUCUACCGCGGUAGCAUUCUGUUCCAAUGCGUCUUUGAUAGAAAACGUCGUGAUGUCUUCGCUGCCGGUGGUCGAUAUGACCGAUUGAUCCAAGAGUUCUCGCCCAAGGUCCUAUCAAGCAGACCGCAGGCACACGCCGUCGGCUUCAAUCUGAGCUCCGACCGACUUGGAUCAUCCAUGAAAGAGUACCUUAAAACCAAGGCUCAGUCAAAGGAACCAGAGACGGGCGCGGAGCUCUAUUGGACAACUAGCCGCUGUGAUGUCCUUGUCGCCAGCUUUGAUGCAACGGUGCUUCGUACCACAGGUGUCAAGAUCAUCGAAGACCUCUGGUCAAAUGAUAUCAGUGCUGAACUCGCCGUCGACGCUUCAUCUCUUGAAGAACUUCUUGCGAAGUACAAAGAACAUAACCACCGCUGGAUCGUUAUCGCAAAACACGACAGCAAAGAACGAGGAUUCAAAGUGCGUAAUCUCGUUCGUCGCGAAGAAAUCGAUAUCCGCAGUGCAGAUCUAGUUCCAUGGCUUCGAGCUGAAGUCCAAGCUCGUCAUCAUCGGGAGGGAACAGUGGAGAUCCGCCAAUCUCGACAACCAGGUCCACAGGACGCACUCCAAUCCAACGAGAAAGCGAACGACGUGCGUAUUCUGGUCCCGCAGCACCGGAGCAAGAAGACAAACCGCAGAAAUAUCAUUGAGUCUGCUUUACUUCGAUCCCGUGAGAUUGUUGAGAAUGCGCGAAAUGGCCCCGUUGCUGCUAUCGAUACUCGUGAUGAUGUUCUUGAUGCCAUCCGUGGUACCAGACUUUCGGAUCCUGAGAGUUGGCGCUCAGUUAUUCAGAAUGCGCCCUUGACGGAGCGUAAGUAUCUGGGUCAGGUUCAUGAGUUGCUUCGCGAUUUAGCUGCUGAAGCUCAUACGGAGAAUGAGCCUUCCGAGGGCUACACCAAUGCCUUUAUCUACAACUACCGGACUGGAUCUUGCGUCUACUACGAUCUUGGUCGGUCUUAA
This is a messenger RNA of Penicillium malachiteum, 4755 nucleotides long. RefSeq names its product putative protein kinase (Gcn2) (gene cpcC). The annotation marks the transcript as partial. Gene Ontology annotation, molecular function: protein binding; ATP binding; eukaryotic translation initiation factor 2alpha kinase activity. The record is from RefSeq and is a predicted model, not a curated record. The transcript has 4 exons. Gene Ontology annotation, biological process: regulation of translational initiation by eIF2 alpha phosphorylation; DNA damage checkpoint signaling. NCBI's taxonomy places the organism in Eukaryota, Fungi, Ascomycota, Eurotiomycetes, Eurotiales, Aspergillaceae.